AUGUAUCAUCAUCAAUUGCUCCUAUCUUUUUCCACAAUACUGAUUGUUGUAAAGUGUGCUAGCAGUUUGCCACGGACAACAGCUAAUAUAACAGUUUGGCCAGUAUAUGCAUCCAGGAACAGUACCACGGUGGUCCUCAGUGACAGUGAGAUGGUACCAUCGACGAUUGAUUGUCACAAAGAUGGAAAGACGUACAAACAAUCAAACGUAGUCCAAUCAACAAAAUAUGAAUUGCAGGGUGAAAUCUGGUCCAGCGGACAUUUGCGCUUCAAAUGUAUGAAACUGGGCGCUUACACCAUUCUUGGCUGCCGUACCAAAAAUGACCGACCACUGAGUGUUGGUGAAACUUACAUCGACGAUUUCAUUGCUUAUCAGUGCUUUAAAAGAGGUUCCACAACAUAUUAUCGCGAAUCUGCUUGUGAUCUUGUUGGUCAACCGUCUUGUGAUUCGUUUCGAAAGAAUCCACCAGAUGCACCUGAAACAGUACGAACUGGCAUCAGUAUGAUAGAUACCAUCGAUCAGACGCACGGACUUCCAUCG
This is a messenger RNA of Gongylonema pulchrum, 540 nucleotides long. The record is from the annotation of a GenBank genome assembly. NCBI's taxonomy places the organism in Eukaryota, Metazoa, Nematoda, Chromadorea, Rhabditida, Gongylonematidae.